Vigna angularis (adzuki bean) is the source of this 2878-nucleotide messenger RNA. RefSeq names its product protein TRANSPARENT TESTA 9. NCBI's taxonomy places the organism in Eukaryota, Viridiplantae, Streptophyta, Magnoliopsida, Fabales, Fabaceae. The record is from RefSeq and is a predicted model, not a curated record. Gene Ontology annotation, cellular component: late endosome; endolysosome membrane. The transcript is spliced from 22 exons. Bases 175 to 2742 code for a protein of 855 amino acids. Gene Ontology annotation, biological process: endosomal transport; endosome to lysosome transport; regulation of autophagosome maturation.
GGUAAGGAAGGUAUAGUCCUCUUCUUCAGUAUUGCUGAGCGAGUGUUCGGUUGUGCUGAAAGUACUUCCAAAAUCCAAAAUCAAGUGUUUGUAUCGUGCAGUUUCAGUUUCGAUGUACAAUGCAUUCAAAUUCAAGUUCAAUUAAGCUUUAUUUCGAGGUCUAAUUCUUCAAUCAUGUGGAAUUCCUUCUGGAGAUCAAGGGAUCGUUUCUCCCUGGACCAACUCAGGUACUUAACCGAUCAAUUGACGAAGGUACAAAUUAUUAGUGAGGUUAAUAAGGGUUUUGUAAUUGAGGCACUGAGAUCAAUUGCGGAGUUGAUAACAUAUGGUGACCAACAUGACCCGAGUUAUUUUGAAUUCUUCAUGGAAAAGCAAGUCAUGGGUGAAUUUAUACGUGUUCUGAAACUUACCAGGACUGUGAGUGUUCCACUUCAGUUGCUGCAAACAGUGAGCAUUAUGGUCCAGAACCUAAAAAGUGAACAUGCUAUAUACUAUAUGUUCAGUAAUGAAUAUAUAAAUUACCUGAUAACUUAUCCGUUUGACUUUCGAAAUGAAGAGCUGCUGUCGUACUACAUAUCCUUUUUAAGGGCAAUAAGUGGAAAAUUGAACAAGAAUACAGUUUCACUGCUUGUGAAGACUCAUGGUGACGAAGUAGUUUCAUUUCCACUUUAUGUAGAGGCCAUACGCUUUGCUUUUCAUGAGGAGAGCAUGGUUCGCACUGCAGUACGUGCUAUAACUCUUAAUGUCUACCAUGUUGGAGAUGACUCUGUCAAUAGAUAUAUAACUAGCACUCCUCACAAAGAUUACUUCGCAAACCUGGUUUCAUUCUUUAGGAAGCAGAGCUUGGAUUUUAAUAAACUGCUUUCUGAUACACAGCUAAAUCCGGGCCCAGAUUCAAUGUCGGCAAUUAUUGCUGCUACAGAUGAAAUUGAGGAUAAUCUGUACUACUUCAGUGAUGUUGUCUCUGCUGGAAUUCCUGAUGUUGGGAGACUCAUUACUGAUAGCAUUAUGAUGGUUUUGAUAUUCCCAUUACUUCUUCCUUCCCUAAGGGUCAUGCCCAAUAAUGACAUGCAAGAUGGUGCUGCCCCUUCUCUAUACUUACUUUGUUGCAUCCUGAGGAUUGUAAAAAUCAAAGAUUUGGCAAACACCAUUGCUGGUUCUCUUUUUUAUCCCUCAGAGGCCUUUACAAAGAGUUCUCAGGGUAAUUUCAAUUGCUUCAUAUCUGAUCAUGAUUUCACAUCUGAAUGCCAAGGGUUAGAUAGUGAUAAUCUCACAAAGUGGGAUACAAGACACACAAUGUUUAAUAUUCCAUAUUCUUUUAGUUCUUCAGGUUUUCAUUCAGAUGGUGUUCUAGUGCAAAAUGAUUGUACCAGUUCAAAUUUGUCUUUAAGGGAGGUUCUGCUUGCUUAUGUAACAAAAGGAAGUGAUGUCCUAGUUUUGGGUUCUUUGAGUGUGCUUGCUAUUCUGCUGCAAACUAAAGAACUUGAUGAAUCAAUGCUAGAUGGGCUUGGAAUUCUUCCACAACGAAAACAACAUAAAAAAUUGUUAUUGCAAGCUUUAGUUGGAGAGAGUUCUGGCGAAGAACAACUUUUUUCAUCCAAAAGUAAUAGGGAUGGCAUUGGUACUGAUAUCAAUGUCUAUCAUAUAAAGAUCAAGGAGCAAUAUGGAGUAUCUUUUCUGCCUUCUGAUGUGGGAAUAAGUCCUCGUAUACAUAGAUUUCAAGUGAUUGAUGCAUUAGUGAACCUCAGUUGUCGCACUAAUAUAUCUGCAGAGAUACUAUGGGACGGUGGUUGGCUUUUGCGUCAGUUGCUUCCUUACAGUGUCUCAGAAUUCAACAGGCGUCACCUUGAAUUACUGAAAGUUUCAUACAAGAGUUAUGCUUCUGCUCUUGUAGAGGAGGUUAGAGGUAUUUGGUCCGACUUACUUAUUUCUGUUCUCUGUGAUGAAUGGAGAAAGUGCAAAAGAGCAAUGGAGUCAUCAUCUCCUCGGAAAGAACCAAAUUGCAUACUUUUGCUACCAUGGAAGAUUUCUUCAGGAGGUCAUAUUCCAGAGGGAUCAUCUUUUGCUGCUGGUAAAAGAAUGCAUGAGUUGGUGAAGGUAUUUGUACUACUGCACCAACUUCAAAUAUUCACUCUUGGCAGAACUCUAACAGAGCAACCACUGAUUUACCCUCCUGGUGAUCUCCCUGCAAAUUGCCGUGCCCAAGGUUCUGGGCUUGAUGUGUCAGGCCCAAAGGCAGGAACUGAAGUCAGCCUUGGCCAUGCCGUGCCUUGUAGGAUAGCUUUCGAGAGGGGAAAAGAGCUUCAUGUUUACUUUCUAGCAAUAUCUUUAGGAAUUUCUGGAUGGCUUGUCGUUGCAGAAGAAUUGCCACUGAAGAAGUCUCAUGGAGUGGUUCGGGCCGUUGCCCCUUUGGCUGGGUGCAAUCCCAGGAUUGAGGACAAUCAUGCGAUGUGGUUACACUUGCGGAUUCGGGCUUCUUCUUUACCCUUUAUAGAUCCUGUCCACUUCAAAGACUUUCGGAAAAAGAAAACAAGAGCUUCGGUAGAUGGCAGAUGGACAUUGGCGUUCAAAGAUGAGGAGACUUGCAAAUCUGCUUUUCUCAUGACCGUUGAGGAAAUCAAUUUUCUGAGUAAUGAGGUUCAUAGAAGACUAAAGCCUUUGCUCGACCUUGAAACUUCAAUAGAUUUACCAGGUUCGACUUUUUGUUCUCCAAAAGAUUCUUAUAGAACACAUCCAAAUUAAUUUUGCCGCCCUUUUUGUAUAUGCGUCCAAAGAAAUGUAUCUUUUAGAUUAGUUUUUGCUUGUGUCAUUCUUUUGUAUAUUGUGACAAAUGUAAAUCCGAGGGAACCUCGUAUAGAAAGUUAUUCCUACUUGGUAA